Molecule: messenger RNA, 630 nt
Organism: Anthostomella pinea
Lineage: Eukaryota; Fungi; Ascomycota; Sordariomycetes; Xylariales; Xylariaceae
Source: the annotation of a GenBank genome assembly
AUGGCGCCGCCUGCGCCAGCAGAAGAAACCGUGCUGCUCGUCCUAAAGUUCGCCACUACAGCGAUCGACUCGGACAAGCCUCAGGGGCGUAUAAGAUCACGCGCUGCAACGACGCCGUCCGAUCCAGCGGCCCUGCAGGCCGAGUACGGCUGCCGGUUACCGCCGGUUAUCGACAGCGAUGUGGCCUACCUGACCGAGUGCCCGCCGUCGCAGGCCGGCAAUAUGUCUACUUGCCCCAUCCACAACGGCAACACAGCUGCUUGGGUUCUCCCCUACGGCAAGUCCGUCCAGAACGUGUCCGCCGCGGUGAACAUUUUGUCGCCCAAGGCUCGAGUCACUAUCUCGAAGUCCAAUGGCAGCGUAUGUAUGAUGGAACUGGAGGCUGGAUCUGGCAAUGGCACCAUGUUUGGCGAGACCGCCUCCCGCUCCUCUACUCGACCUUUUCUUUACGCACGCUCGAAGCAUUUGCUCCCGAUGCCACGAAAGUUUGACCCGUACAACAAUGGUCGCGAUUCGUGUAAAUUCCACAAGCAUUUCGAGCCCACAGAGCGUGUGAAGUACACAGCAGGAAACCGCUGGACGAUGGAGCGACCUUUGAGAACAGACACAGCGUGGGCCCAACGUCCGUGA